Chironomus riparius is the source of this 4641-nucleotide messenger RNA. The record is from the annotation of a GenBank genome assembly. Lineage: Eukaryota; Metazoa; Arthropoda; Insecta; Diptera; Chironomidae.
GAAACGUCAAAGCGUUGAGGUUUUUAGAAAGAAAAUAUUUAAUUUUAAUGCAGGAUGAUUGUGAAUUAUUUUCUAGUCAUAUUGUGCAUAUUUACAGUUGAAACAAAUGCCGGAACGAUCGAUUGUAAGACGAUUGAUAGUCAAAAGUUCAAAGAGUUAUUUAAAUUUGAUUACGACGGUGGAUCGCUCGGAUUGAAACUUAAUAUUGGAUUAAUAGGAAACUCAAACAAAUUUAAAGUUCAGAACUGCAAUUUUGAGUUGUCAAAUACUAAAACGGCUGUUUAUGGAAAAAGUAAUUUUAGAAAUCAACUGAAAGACAAGUUGAGUGGACUGACGUCAUGUACGAAGUUUAAAGUCAAGUUUAUGGUCAAGAAUUUAGCGACAAGUAAGAGUUGGGAAUAUGAGAAUUUUGUGUCUACAAAACCGGACGCAAAAACAAAGAUUGAGCUUACAGUUGGGGAGAUAUUUGAGGACUAUGCUGAAUUUUCAUGGACAUCAACAACUGCUGACUGUUUAGAAACUUACCAUGCAAUCCUUAAAGACAGCACCGAUAGAGAAAUCCAGAACAUCACAAUAUCACCAACUGUAAAGACCUUCACAUUUCAUAAUUUAGAGCCCAGAAAGUCAUACACAGCUGUGAUCGAUGCACAGCAUGAGAAAGGCUCAAAAAUAUCAUCAAACGAGCAAAAAAUUAAAAUGAAGUCAUCUGAAAACUACAUUGACAAUCUCGAAGUCAUAUUAAAUGUUCAAAAUGUCACAACAAAUACUGCACAACUCAUGUGGGACUUGACGGAUAAGAUUGACUCAACCGUCACAUACAAUUUAGAGAUUUUCGAUCAAACUGGAACCAACAAAAUUUUUAAUGGGGUUCUUGCAAAUAAUUCAGUGAUUUUAAAGAAUUUACAGGCAUGCAUGGAAUAUAAUGCAAAAAUUACGAUUAUAGAGUUCUCAAAAUCAUCAGAACGGACAUUUGAGACGCGCAUGGCACAGCCUGGAAAUGUCACAAAAAUUUCUUAUCAAGCAAAUCAAACGCACUCGAUAAUUUCAUGGAUACCGCCAAAUAUAAAUCCAACUUGUGUCAAAAACUAUACAAUUAAGUUUGGAUAUUUGAAAGACGAGAACGCGACAGUCCAACACACGGUGCCUAAAGAUCAUCUAUCCAAAGUAUUUGACAGACUUAAGUAUUCAACGAAAAUCUACAUACACGUAUAUGCUAAUUUAGACACGUCUGUAAACGCCACGAGGGCUUCGAAUAUUAAGGUAUUUGAAAAUUUUAAUAUUGACAACUUUGUGGUGAAAACGAUUCAAGAAUUUCGAUUGAGUGCUGCGGAAAUGCAAUUGUCAUGGGGUUUCGAUACAUCAUUCAUUGACGGCGAUGUUUUGGACUAUUUUGAAGUAUUCUUUGAUGGCAAUGCAAUAAAAACAAAAAAACGAUUGCUCAAUUUAAAUAUCAUUGCAUGUAAGACAAAUUAUUCAAUUGCGAUCAGAUGUGCAUCGAAAGCCGGAAGUGUUGGCCCAAAUGUCACUUAUCAUACGAACUUAAAUGACAAAGAAGUGCAAUUAUCUAUCAUAAAUGCAACAGACAUUAAUGUUCAUCAAAAUAAUGAGUCAUUGUUGAUUGAGUGGACGCCUAAUGUGUACGAGGCGUCAUGUAUUGACUAUUUUGAAAUUAAAUUUGCUGAUGAAGUCUUCAAAACGAAUGUGCCAAAAAUGGAGAUCAAUAAAUUCGAUUCGUGUAUGCUAUAUCAGGUAUUAAUAACACCUAUAUCAAUUGAAAGUGGAACGAAAGGUGAAACGACGCACUAUGAAUUCGAGACUAGUGUUCUAGCCCCAACCAAACCAUCAAAACCCCAGCUCAUCAAUGCCGGAAAUCGUGAGCUGACCAUCUCAUCCUCAAUAUCAGACAACGAUAAGCGAUGCGUCACAAUGACAUCGACAUUUAUUGAGUUUACAUGCAACAAUAUAAUCGUCGAAGAAAAAAUCACAAGAAGUCAAUCGCAAUAUUCUAUGAAAAUUCCUCAUCUCCAUCCAAACACAAAGUACGAGUGCAUUGCAAAAGUGAAAAACUUGAAUGGAACUUCCGAGAAAAGUGAAGCAACUGUUUUUGAAACACUGCAAGAUUCGCCACAACCACCAGUAGAAAUUAGAGCAUUAGUCGGCAGCGAUAAUAAAGUUGAAGUGAUGUGGAUGGAAAAUAAUUCAACUGGAUUUGCGGACUAUUAUCAAGUUCAUGUGACAUUUGAGAAGUUUUUGUAUGAUUUUGGGAAAAAUUGUGAUAAGAAAAUCAGAAAUGUGACAAAAUUAGAAGCUUCUGAGACUAAAGCAGAGUUGACUGAACUUUUUCCAUUUUCUCAAUACAAAGUCAAAAUUAAAGCAUCAAAUCGAUACGGCAAGAGUAAUUACAGUGAGAGUAUAGAGUUCAGUACCAAUCCAUCAAGUCCAACAAAGCCUAGAAAUGUCACAGCUGACAUUAAGUUUCAUGAAAAUUCUUCAAUUUCUGCAAUUCUCUCAUGGGAAUCGCCAUGCAUGAUGAAUGGAAAAUUCUCACUCUACACAAUUACUGUUAAUGGACACCGAAAAGGAGUUGCUAGUGACAAAAGAACAGAAGCUAGUUCAACAACUACAUUUGAGUUAUUUAAUCUAUCACAAGGAUUCGAGUAUGACAUUGAAAUUCAAGCUGUAAAUCAAAAUUCUGGAAGUUCUACGAUUUAUGGGAAAGUUGCGAAGCAUUCAUUUGUGACACCAUCUGGAAUUCCGCUAGAAGACGACCUUAAAAAUUGGACCGAAUUUGGGAGUCAACCUGACAAAUACCCACCAAGCAACAUCUACAUCUUUCUCAAACGCCGAAUGUUCGUCUCAAAAGUUGGAAACAUUACAGGAAUCUCGUUCUUAAUAUUCUUAAAUGACUGCCUUGACCUCCCCCAACCGACUUUUGGUUAUCUUUUGUCUGAAAAUAUUUUACUGCCUCCAGCAGAGCAAAAUUUAAAUUGUUCGCUAUUAUAUCAGCAGACUAAGAUGCUUCCAAAUCCUGUUGUGUACGAAGAUUGGAUUAAAAAGCCAGAGGAACUGGAAUUGUUUAAAGUUCAAUUUGUUCUCGGUGAUGAAGACUGCAUAGAAUCUGAUGAAAUUUGCAAUAUACCACUUAACUGCUUCAACUGUACUUAUGGAUUAAUGGCAAGAGUCUAUACUAAUACUGGAUAUAGAGAUACUCAGCCUGUUUACUUCGAGACUAGACCAAGCACAUCUUAUGUAAAUUUACAAACAUUUCUUGUCGUUGGCGGAUCAUUUUUCGGAGUUCUGAUACUGUCUCUCACUGUCUGCAUGAUCUGCUGCAUGAAUAUGAGGAAAAAUAAGCAAAAGCUGAAGAAAAAGAAAAAACAGGCAGCAGAAGCUGAUGACAAUUUGUUAUCAUUUACAUCGUAUUGUGUGAUUGAUAAGAAUCCUACACCGAAGGUGUAUGAUCAUUUGCUGUAGAGUUUAAAGGAAGAGGAUAUUCAGCAUGAUUGCUGCGAAUUAGUCAACGAUACUCAUAAUUUAAUUUUAUUUGUGGAUUCAAAUAUGUUUAAAUUUUUUGUAGAAAUUUGUUUAUUUUUAAAGAGAGUUUUUGGAAGGUUUAAGGCAGAGUUGCGAAACUGGCACCUGUGACAGGUGAGAACCUUACAAUUCCUUGAUAAUUUAUAAGGUGUUUCUAAAAAAACCAUACAAAUUAUCAAGGAACUGAACGGUUCUCACCUGUCAAAGGUGGCCUGUUUCGCAACUCUGGUUUAAGGUAUGUGACUAAGUGACCAUACUAAAAGUAUGGUGGAUGAAGUGGUGGAUCAAGUUAAAUAUUGAUUAAUAGAAUCACUUGCUUAUGAACUGUAGCUAAGAUAGGAAAGUAUAUUGAAGUCAAUAACACUGUCAAUACUAAUGAUAAGUUUGAGUUACCUAGUGACAUCCCUGUCAGGGGUGUCGGACUGGCUACUUCCUUACCACAGCUUAACUUUGACUAAAUUGCUGUCGCUUAAGUAAAGUUACUAGCCGAACCUCCUUUUCAUUUUAAUUGACAUCCUAAAUUGAUUGCUAUUUGUCUUUCUACUCCAGUGUUGUCCAACCUGUGUGACGCGGCACUAUAGUGUGGCAGGGUAUCCCACGAACCGUAUGCUAUGUACGGUUUCGAUCAUUGCUUACCACCAAGGUGUGCCAUUGCAUAAAAAAGGUUGCACACCACUGCUCUACUUAAUAGUUUUAAUUCAGACUUAAAUGAUUAUUUUUUUGUAACUUUACUAAGCAUUUGAAAAAUUCCUCGAAUCCUUAUAAUUUAUUUUAAAUAAAAUUCAUAUCAUUAAGUGCAUUUGUUAAUCCAAAAAGGCAUGGACCAUACCAAAAACCAUUUAUUGUAUAUGUUAGAUAGACAUAGAUCGAAAAAAGAAUCAAAAGCAUUUAAAUAUGGCAUAGUGACUGUAAGUGUAUUAAGUACUUAUUAUAAAGAAUAAAGAACUUCAUUUUAUAAAUAGCAAAAAAAAAAGUUUCGGACGGAUUUAUUUGAUGUAUUUGACACUUUCGUACAUAAAAACGGAAGCUGCAAAAAAGGGGUUUAAUUGAAGCAAUAAUAAAAUGCCGACUUUUAUUUAUUCCUAAUCCUUUUGAUUUCACCUCCAC